Molecule: messenger RNA, 996 nt
Organism: Juglans regia (Persian walnut)
Lineage: Eukaryota; Viridiplantae; Streptophyta; Magnoliopsida; Fagales; Juglandaceae
Exons: 2
Coding region: 1-996 (331 amino acids)
Source: RefSeq, a predicted model, not a curated record
AUGCGCAGGGCCCUCAAUAUCAAAAAUAAGCUUGGAUUUAUUGAUGGUUCAAUCACCAAUCCAACAAACACUUCUGAUCCUCUCAUCGCACCAUGGGAACGCUGCAAUGACAUGCUCAUAGCCUGGAUCCAACAUUCAGUUAGCUCAGAACAUCGAUCAAGCAUUGCGCAUGCAGACACAGCCGAGAGUGUUUGGAAUGAUCUUCGAGAAAGAUUUUCCAUCCAAAAUGCUCCUCGAAUUUUCCAAAUCACAAAAUCCAUUUCAUCCUCAACACAGGACACUGAUUCCGUAAGCCAGUAUUAUAAUAAACUCAAAGUGUUCUGGGAUGAACUCGAGAUCUAUGAACCUUUGCCCGCGUGCACUUGUGGAGCUAUCAAAACGAUGCUAGAAUAUACUCAUCGCAACAAGGUAAUGCAAUUUCUUGUUGGCCUUGACGAUUCUUAUGACUCUGUUCGUGCGCAGAUAUUAUUGCAUGAUCCACUUCCUGCACUCAAUCGGGUCCUCUCCCUCGUUCAACAAGAAGAAAGACGUCGCCAGUUGCAUUCCGUACCUUCGCCUUUAGCUAUGAUCGCCAAGGGACCAGAUCAUCGCAACUCCACCACAAACCGUAGAGAACGACUAUUUUGCUCUCAUUGCAAUAUACCCGGACACUCCCUGGAGCGUUGCUUCAAAGCAAACCCUCACCUCCCAGUGUGCUCACAUUGCCAUAUACCUGGGCACGUCAAAGAUAAAUGCUACCGAUUGAAUGGCUUUCCUCCUGGCCACAAAAACAACAGCAACAAAUUUAAAUCCUCAGCUAAUCAAUCAUCUGUUGCACAGGAGGAAAUUAACCUUGGUCCGCCUAUUACUCGAGAGCAGUACAACCAAAUCCUUGCCUUACUCAAUCCUUCCCAUGGUGACGAUAUUCCACCUGCUGCAAACAACGCCCAAGCCAGCUCUCCUCCUGUUUCUGGACCUUUCAUCAUGGAUGACGAUUGGUGUGGGAGCGGUUCGUGA